AAGCUAUUUUGAUAGCUGAUUUAAUUUAAUAAAAGUAAAUUUUUUGGUAAAAAAAAAAAAAACUCUUUUAGGUGGAUUAGUAUUGAAAAUAUAAAGUGAUGAAAAAAACCCCAAAUGUAAGCUCUCCUCUAACUCGUUUCAGCCUCUCUCUCUCUCUCUUUCCCUAAAUCGCGUCAGGCCAUCUCUCCGGCCGUCUGAGUUUCUCCGGUGCAACCUGCAAGAACUCCACCAUCUGCACAUCUCUCUCGGCUUCUAAUUCUGACCGAAAAAUGGAGAAGAUGAUACCUCUGCGAUCACUCUACCGCUCACUCUGGACUAGAUCUUAUCACAUGGCUGCCCUCAACCACCAUGGGCUCCGCCAUUACUACGCUGCUCGAUGCCUCCCCAAUUUUUCAUCCCCGUCCACCUCAGUUACUUCUCGCCAAGCCCUUGUUUCUUCUGAUUGCAGGUCUCCUCUUUCGUUGAGUAUGGGAAGCACACGAUCUUAUAGUGAAGAUGUAACUCACAUGCCUGUCGUGACAGACCCUGAUCUAAAUAGGGCUUUUAAGGAUUUGUUGGCUGCUAGUUGGGAUGACCUCCCUGAUAGUCUUGUCCAUGAAGUAAAGGCUGCUUUGUCUAAGAAUACCGAUGACAAUGCUGGAAAGGAAGCUUUAACCAAUGUUUUUCGUGCUGCUGUAGCAUCUGAGGAAUUUGGUGAGAUCAUCAUGAAUUUAAAGAUGGAAUUCGAUGACACUGUUGGAAUGAGUGGCGAGAAUAUAAAGCCCUUGUCAAAAGAGCAUGCGAAUGCACUUCAAACAAUUUUCAGUCGCUACAAUACCUAUUUGGAAGCAUUUGGGCCUGAUGAGACCUAUUUGCGAAAGAAAGUGGAGACAGAACUGGGAUCAAAGAUGAUUUACUUGAAGAUGAGAUGUGGUGGCUUAAGUUCUGACUGGGGAAAGGUAUCAGUUCUAGGAACCUCUGGGCUUGCUGGAUCUUAUGUCGAGAAAAGAGCUUAACUCCAUAACUGUGACAAUUUUCAAAGUAGUUGUGGGCUUUCUUGUGUUUGAAAUCGUGUUUCUGAAUAUUUGGAGAAAGACCUGUGUGUCCUUUCCUCAGAAACCAUAAUUUUCAGGUUGAUGACAGUUCAGUUCAAUAAGAGCUUAUCUUUGUCAACGAUAAUGCAAUAUAACAGUUCAGUUCAAUAAGAGCCUAUCUUUGUCAACGAACAACGAUAAUGGAAUAUGUUAUUACACACCUUGGUUUUCAUGAUAA
Molecule: messenger RNA, 1251 nt
Organism: Cannabis sativa
Lineage: Eukaryota; Viridiplantae; Streptophyta; Magnoliopsida; Rosales; Cannabaceae
Product: succinate dehydrogenase subunit 5, mitochondrial
Exons: 5
Coding region: 270-995 (241 amino acids)
Biological process (GO): tricarboxylic acid cycle
Cellular component (GO): respiratory chain complex II (succinate dehydrogenase)
Source: RefSeq, a predicted model, not a curated record